AUGGCCGUCGCGGUGCCUUCGUCGCUGCCGAUGAAGCUCUGGAGGACGGAGCCCCGCGGCAAGGCCGCGGCCCCGGGGCCCGACGACCCCGUCCGCGUCCUGGUGACGGUGACCGUCCUCGGGAGCGCCGGCCCGCUGCGCUUCAUCGUGCUCGAGGGCGACACGGUCGCCGCGCUCAUGCGCGCCGCGCUCCGCUGCUACGCCCGCGAGGGCCGCAUGCCGCUGCUCGGCACCGACCCCGCCGGCUUCGUCCUCUCCACCGCCAACGGCGGAUCCGGCGCGCUCAAAGAAGAAGAGAAGAUCACCUUCAACGGGUGCCGGAGCUUCCUGCUCUGGCAGAAGGAUGCGGUCCAGGGUGCCUCCAACCACGCCGGGCCCGACGCUUUGACGGCAACCCCGAGCCCCGGCAGGAAGGGCAGCGGUGGAUUCAAGGUUACUCCGAGCCCUGGCAGGAAAGGCAGCGGCGGCUGGAAAGCUGGCCUGAACAAGUUUCUCCUCAGCUUCAGCAUCAAGGUGUGA
Molecule: messenger RNA, 519 nt
Organism: Miscanthus lutarioriparius
Lineage: Eukaryota; Viridiplantae; Streptophyta; Magnoliopsida; Poales; Poaceae
Source: the annotation of a GenBank genome assembly